GGGCCACGCCCUCUUCCGGGUUUCCACGUGGUGUGCCCUAGAGGUGGCGGGGCGGUGACUCCUUUCCCCGUCCCGGGAGCCAUGGGUAGUACGGACGGCCGGGUGCCGCCUGAUGUGCAGGACUUCCUCCUGGACCACCCCGGCCUGCAGUUGUGCCCUGGCGGGGCCAAGAUAAGGUGCAGACUGACAGGCCAUGAAUUGCCCAGCCGACUUUCAGACCUCCAGGCCUACACCAGUGGUAAGAAGUAUCAGCGGCUGAUGCGCACCACUGAGACCUUUGACUAUGAAGACUUUGAGCCACACAUCAUUCCCAGCACCAAGAAUCCGCACCAAAUGUUCUGCAAACUCACCCUUCGGCAUAUCAACAAGCUUCCAGAGCAUGUCCUACGUCACGUCCAGGGCCAUCGCUACCAAAAGGCUCUACGCAAAUAUGAGGAGUGUCAGAAGCAGGGUGUGGAGUACGUUCCUGCCUGCUUGCUGCAAAAGAGGAGGAGAUGGGAAGACUUGAUUGAUGGUGACCAGCAGCCCCAAAAAAAGGAGGAUUUCUGGAAGCCUGAGUCCAGUGAUGAAGAAGACCAGAGUGAUGACAGCAUGAGUGACUUAUACCCAUCUGAGUUGUUCACUGAAAAGAACCCAGGUGAGAAUGGAGAUGUCACCAGGAACUACUUGACAGACACUGAAGACAACAAUACACAGCUUUCAAGAGAGAAUGGCAUCAUGAGUAGAGGAGAGAAGAUGGACGUGGACAAGCCAACAUGCACUAAAAGGACAAAGAAGUUGGCUUCGAUGAAGAAGUUCAAGAACCACCACCGAAAACCCAAGCACUUCAAAAGAGGAACAGAAACAAAAUAACUAUUUGUGUAAUUGAAAUAAUAAAGUUGAUGAAGAAAGUAA
Molecule: messenger RNA, 894 nt
Organism: Phascolarctos cinereus (koala)
Lineage: Eukaryota; Metazoa; Chordata; Mammalia; Diprotodontia; Phascolarctidae
Gene: SURF2
Product: surfeit 2
Source: RefSeq, a predicted model, not a curated record